CCUAGACAAGAAAUACUAACCUAAUAUUUUAAUAUUUUUAUUGUUGAAUUUCUGUGACUUUUAUAAAAUGAUUUAAUGGAUUGUAUACAGAUUAAAAUUAGAGUAUUAUUAUAUUAAAUAAUUUUGUUUAGUUAUUAAAAAAUAAAUAUGGGUAGUAAAAAAAUUUCAAAAUAUAUUUUGUUAGGAUCUUUGACGGCGAGUAGCUUUUUAGCAGGUACAUAUUUUGAGAGAAAAAAUAGGUCUCAGUUAAAAAAACAAAUUUAUAACCUACCUGCCCUACCAAUAUUUGGUACGGUUUCUGCAGCUACUGCUUUUUCUCCUGCUCCAGUCGAAAGUAAUGUUAGUAGAUGUUCUCAGAUAAUGAAAUAUGGCUUUCCUGGUUUAGAUAAUGUAAGAUCUUUUGAUGAUUUUGUUUUAAGUUAUGACCGUCGUAAUAGAGUUGCUCACUGGGUAUUUGAACACUUAACAGUUGAUAAUGUUAAAAAGAACGAUGCCGUGGAUAGGUCAAAAUGUGAAUUUAAACCUGAUGAAAGUAUCCAUAAAUUUUUUAGGUCAGAUAAUUCGGAUUAUAAAGGCUCUGGUUAUGAUCGUGGACAUUUAGCGGCAGCAGGGAAUCAUAAAUUUUCACAGAAACAUAUUGAACAAACUUUUUUCUUAUCAAAUAUGGCCCCACAAGUUGGCGUAGGAUUUAACAGACAUUCAUGGAAUAGGUUGGAGAAACAUGUUCGAAAAUUAACAAAAGUUUACCCAAAUGUGUACUGUUGUACUGGUCCUCUUUAUUUACCAAGAAAAGAAGCAAAUGGGAAGAAUUAUGUAAAAUAUGAAGUUAUUGGUGCAAAUCAUGUAGCUGUUCCAACCCAUUUUUAUAAAGUAGUUGUAGGUGAAACUCUAGACGGAAGAUUAGAAAUGGAAGCAUAUGUAAUGCCUAAUCAAGUCAUAGAUGAUGAUGUACCUUUAACCAGUUUUCAAGUUCCUCCAGAAAGUAUUGAACGAGCAGCUGGUUUAUUAUUUUUUGACAAUAUUUCACGAAAUAAAAUUUCGAAAAUUAAUGGAAAAAAAAAUUUGUAACUCCCAAAUGUAGUUUAUUUUUUAAAUUGACUUAUUUAUUGACAAAUAAUGUGAUCAUUUUUAAUGUGUAAUAGUUUUGUUAAAUAUAGAGCACUUAUUUUAA
Anoplophora glabripennis (Asian longhorned beetle) is the source of this 1171-nucleotide messenger RNA. Its product is annotated as endonuclease G, mitochondrial. The transcript is spliced from 4 exons. Bases 148 to 1068 code for a protein of 306 amino acids. Gene Ontology annotation, cellular component: mitochondrial inner membrane; nucleus. Gene Ontology annotation, molecular function: nucleic acid binding; metal ion binding; single-stranded DNA endonuclease activity. Gene Ontology annotation, biological process: apoptotic DNA fragmentation. NCBI's taxonomy places the organism in Eukaryota, Metazoa, Arthropoda, Insecta, Coleoptera, Cerambycidae. The record is from RefSeq and is a predicted model, not a curated record.